AUGCCAGAAACAGAGUUUUUCUUCGAAACCUCUCUAGGUAAAGGUAGUUACGGUUCGGUGAGUCUCUACAAGGGACAACACGCCGGCGAAACGGGUUACGCCGCCGUGAAAACCUCCGACGAAAAACACGCCGAGUCUCUCUACAGAGAGUUUCGAAUCUUGUCUGAACUCAACGGCUGCCCGAGAAUCGUCAAGUGCUAUGGAACCAAAGUGGCAGAGAAACUCAACGAGCAAGGUUCCAUUAGUUACUGCUUUCCAAUGGAAUACGCAUCUGGAGGAAGCUUGAGGAGUUUCAUGGAUACCUUCGAAGACAAGAAACUUCCCGAUCCUUUGAUCAGAGAGUUUACUUGUAUGAUCCUCCAAGGGUUAGCCACGAUCCACAGACACGGCUACGUCCACUGCGAUCUCAAACCGGGGAACAUCCUCGUUUUCCCGAGUCUUGUCUGCAGGAACGGCGCGUGGGUAUUCUCUUACGAGUUGAAGAUUUCUGAUUUCGGGGCAACGAGAAGAGACGGAGACAGUAGCUGGUGGCAACCUCACCGCCCGGUUGCGGGAACAGCGAUCUAUAUGUCACCGGAAUCGAUUUCUCACGGCGAGACAGGGAAAGGACUUGAUUUGUGGUCUUUGGGAUGUGUGGUCCUGGAGAUGUACACCGGGAAGAGGCCGUGGUGGCAUACAAACUAUGACUUGGAGGAUCUCAAGAACUGUAACGAGCCAUUGAUUCCGAGUGACCUUCCUUUCGAUGCAAAGCUGUUUCUCAUGACUUGCUUCGCCUUCGAGGCUGAUGAUAGAGAAGACGCGAUGACUUUGUUGAGGCAUAGCUUUUUGAAUGGAUGCAUCAACAAGAUCGCAGAGCCUUUUGUGUAUGCGAAGACUGAAACUCAUAGAAAAGCGAUUGCUCUGGAACUAGAGAAAUUUUUCAGAGGGGAUAUGUCGAGAUUCAAGAAUACUCGUGUAGCUGAAGUCAUUCCUGGCAAGACCGUUGAGGCCUGA
Molecule: messenger RNA, 993 nt
Organism: Thlaspi arvense
Lineage: Eukaryota; Viridiplantae; Streptophyta; Magnoliopsida; Brassicales; Brassicaceae
Source: the annotation of a GenBank genome assembly